Molecule: messenger RNA, 1658 nt
Organism: Cryptomeria japonica (Japanese cedar)
Lineage: Eukaryota; Viridiplantae; Streptophyta; Pinopsida; Cupressales; Cupressaceae
Product: magnesium transporter MRS2-3
Exons: 6
Coding region: 418-1374 (318 amino acids)
Biological process (GO): magnesium ion transport
Molecular function (GO): magnesium ion transmembrane transporter activity
Source: RefSeq, a predicted model, not a curated record
CUGAGGAAAAUUCAGAGGCAGAGGCAGUCGUGUGGGCUGCUAUUUAGUAAAUUCAUCAGUUUAUGCCGCAGAUUUUUUGUGUUGGAAAACUUUCAUUGCAAGGAUUUAAAAAGAUUAAAGAAAAUGGAUAGACAUCCUGACAGCUUCCCGCUAGGAAAUGUAACCAUUGCGAUUGCCGGGAUUGAUUUCUUUCGAGUCCUAGAAAAAAAUUCGAAGACAAUGUCACAAAAAAUUCGAAAAUAAUGUGACCAAGGGCAACCGCAACUAAGGCGCCCAUUAGUGACGGAAGUGAAGAGGUGGAGUGCGGCACACGCGGCAGCGGUCUAGGGGUGAAGAAGAAGGGCAUAGGUGUGAGUUUAUGGCUACUAUCUGACAUGGGGUAAUACCCCCGUGCAGUCGGAAUGCGGAAAUAUCGACAUGGAUAUGGAGCUUUCAAAAUUAGACCGGGCUAAUGAUGGAGAAAUUCGACAAUUUGUAGAUGAAAACUCCUUUCCAGAAUGUCCUGAUACAAAAAUUGAUGAUUUGAAGGUUGAGAUGAAUGCCUUCAACAAUGGUCCAAAAGUUUUGCCAUUUGAAUUUAGAGCAUUGGAAGCCUGUCUUGAAGCUGCAUGUAGCUCCCUGGAGUCUGAGACUGUAGCUCUAGAAGGAGAGGCAUAUCCAGCAUUAGAUGAGUUGACAUCUAAAAUCAGUACUCUCAAGCUUGAAAGAAUCAGACAGAUCAAAAGCCGUUUGGUUGCAAUAUCUGGUCGUGUUCAAAAGGUUAGAGAUGAAUUAGAGCACUUGCUUGAUGAUGAUGGGGAUAUGGCUGAGAUGUAUUUAACAGCUAAGUUGAUGCAAAAACUGGAUGGGGUCUGUUCUCCCACCUCUUUUCCUGGUGCUAGAGGUAGAGAGGAGCAUGAGCUGGCUCAUUCUGAUGCAGAGGACGAAAGUGGUGUUGAAGUUUUGAAUGGCACAUUCAAUUCAUUAGGUGGAGAUAAGGAGAGCAGCACAAGUAGUAGAGUCCACAGUGGUACUAAGGGUCUUGACGUGGAGGAGUUGGAGAUGCUUUUGGAGGCUUACUUUGUCCAGAUUGACGGAACCCUUAAUAAGCUAUCAGUACUGAGAGGGUAUGUUGAUGAUACGGAGGAUUACAUCAAUAUUAUGCUGGAUGGCAAGCAAAAUCAUCUUCUUCAAAUGGGUGUCGUGUUGACAACAACUACUCUUAUUAUCAGCUUAUUUGUUGUUGUAGCAGGAGUAAUGGGCAUGAACGUCAGGAUUUCGUUAUUUAAUACUGGCUUUCCACAAUGGUUGCAGAUUGUUAUUGGUAGUACAAUAAGUUGUAUAUUCCUUGACAUUGUAGCAAUUGCAUGGUUUAAACAUAAACGAUUAGUGUAAACAGCGGCUGCUUAUGUUGUAAUUACUUGUUAUUCCAAGGACGUCAUGUAAUUAUUAUUAUUUAAAAUUUUUCUACUCAAAGCUCAGAGUUUACUACUUAUAUAAGUCUAAUGCAUUGUACUUGUUCAUCAGUCGUUAUUUCAGUUUUCUCUUAAAUUGUGAGAAGUUAACAAGCAAACCCGUUGAUGUUUUGUUGAGGGAUCAACAUCUAUAUUGAAUUGUAAAGCUAUGUUUAAGACAGUAAAAUCUUUAUAAAUGAAUGGUUUGCAAGCAAAGUUUAAACC